AUGUCUGCGAACCAUUGCAGAGAAUUAGUUUGCUGGGAAAAUAUUGGUAGUGAAUUUGUUAUAGAUAUUAUUAAAAGGCUAUUGCCGACAGACACUCAGGAAUUGAAAUCUGAAGAAUACUAUCUUUUCCUCCAUCAUACUGUCAGUGUCAUUAUGAAGAAAGCAGGAGUUCCAGAAAGAACUGUUCUACUCAUGCUGUUAGAAGAUUUCAAUGAUCGUUUUGAGCGUAAGACAAAGCGAGGUCAUGUAACGUGUACUAUUGAUACAAGUCAGGAGGCAAUUAUGAUCGGCUUUGAAGAAGUUGAAUGUUUGAAGCUUUAUGUGGAUCAUGCUCGCAAACGAGUGAUAAGAGAACUUAAAGAAAGUAACAAGGACUACGUCGAAAGCGAAUAUCUGUUUAUAGGCUAUGAUGGUAAACCUAUUGUAAAUGAGUCAUUCGAUGAUACGAUCGUAAAAGAAACUGAAAGUGAAAAGAAAGCAUUAACGUGUAGCACACUCAGCCAGGAAUCAGUUCAGAUGGAAGCUUGUCGAAAGGAUCUUAAUGAUGAUAAACAUAUUCGUGAGGAAAAAAUCCAGACAUCUGAAGUACAAGAUAUGAAGAUGAAUCAUUUGUCUCUCGUAAAAACGAAUUUGAUUGGUGUUUCAAACUAUGAUGAACCGAAGUCAACCGAAGAUUUCAGUUUGCUUGUUGAAAAUGUGAAUGAUGAUAGAGAUGGGGAGGUGAACGAUGAUAAAAACCAAGAGUUGAAUGACGACAAACCUAUCUGUGAUGGCAGAUUACAGACAUCGGAAGGACAAGAUAAUAGUAAAAUAGAUGAUUUAUGUCUCGGAAAAGAAAGAAUCGUCAAUGUUUCAAAAUGUGUUGAAUCAAAGUCACCCGAAGAAUUCAGUUUGACCUGUGGAAAGAUAAAUGGUGAAAAUAUGAAAAACAAGAACGAAAAGGAAAUGUUGCAUUCAAUGAACGCAUCACCCACACGACCAAGCAACACAGGACUACCGGCAAGGAGCCCAGCAGGACAAAGGGAAAAGACGACCAAAAGCAUUUCUAAAACGAAACUUGUCCCAAUCGGGUCGGAAGAAAUAACAAUACAAAAUGAAAGUCUUGAUGACUUUAUUCUGAAUAUCGGAGAAUUUUUGGCAAGUGAUAGAUGUGAAGGACAAAGUUUCGAUGGAAUAUAUAAAUUGUCGAGACCUUUGCGACUAUAUUUAUUUUACGAAAAUUAAUGUCAAUGUCUGAAGAAUUAUUCCCUUCGUUAUUUU
Molecule: messenger RNA, 1260 nt
Organism: Ruditapes philippinarum (Manila clam)
Lineage: Eukaryota; Metazoa; Mollusca; Bivalvia; Venerida; Veneridae
Exons: 4
Coding region: 1-1224 (407 amino acids)
Source: RefSeq, a predicted model, not a curated record